GCUAAAGGGAUAGAGCACCGCGCGAGGCUGUUAACACCUGCCCUUCCGGUCACGUGAUCCACUCGCGCCUCCAUUAGUUGAGUCAUCUAAUGUGAGUGAUUUGUAUCAGGGUCUCCACAGAAUGGAGCGAGAAUGAGCAGAGAGCGGCUGAAGGAAAAGCAUGAACUGGAGGUUUAUUGAGGUCAUCUGCUUCCUGUUUAUAUGGGACCAUAUAACAGUUCAGUCUUCCCGCCAGGACCCAUCUGCUGCCGAGCAACAUGUCUCCAAGCAAUUUGACUGGCUCAUCUCGGACCGCGGGCCUUUCCACCACUCUCGGAGUUACCUCUCCUUUGUGGAAAGAUUCCGCCAAGGAUUUACAACCAGAUAUAAAAUAUAUAGAGAGUUUGCGCGUUGGAAGGUGAGGAACACCGCCAUCGAGCGGAGGGACCUCAUCCGAAACCCUGUGCCCCUCAUGCCGGAGUUUCAGCGCAGCGUGCGGAUGCUGGGCCGGCGGCCAUCUACGCAGCAGUUCAUCGACACCAUCAUCAAGAAGUACGGCACCCACAUCCUCAUCUCGGCUACUCUGGGAGGUGAGGAGGCUCUUACUAUGUAUAUGGCUAAAAAUAAACUGGACCGGAAGAUGGUGAAUGUCACGCAGAGCGUGGAGACCCUCCAUCAGCUGGCCUCCUCCUAUUUCAUAGACCGGGAUGGGACCAUGAAGAAGCUCCAUGAGAUCCAGAUUUCCACCAAUGCCAUCAAGGUAGGCACCCCCCAGCCCGUCCUCCCACCAUCACUGCCCAUGUGCCACUCCAUGUUCCAUCCAGUCAUCUCUGCCGUUGUCGUCGGUGACAGACCAGUGAAGCAGUUGUGGCAGCCCAGGCUUCGGGUACCGGCAACUGAGGCGUGA
Molecule: messenger RNA, 886 nt
Organism: Paramormyrops kingsleyae
Lineage: Eukaryota; Metazoa; Chordata; Actinopteri; Osteoglossiformes; Mormyridae
Source: RefSeq, a predicted model, not a curated record